Boeremia exigua is the source of this 2343-nucleotide messenger RNA. RefSeq names its product fungal-specific transcription factor domain-containing protein. The coding region runs from base 149 to 2245 and encodes 698 amino acids. Gene Ontology annotation, molecular function: DNA binding; zinc ion binding. Gene Ontology annotation, biological process: DNA-templated transcription. The transcript is spliced from 5 exons. The record is from RefSeq and is a predicted model, not a curated record. Lineage: Eukaryota; Fungi; Ascomycota; Dothideomycetes; Pleosporales; Didymellaceae.
CGACGGCCUGGCACGGGUCAGAAUCUCCGGUCGCGACUCCUCAAUCCUGCGCCGAGGCUCGUGACCUAAAGACAUCGAGUCUUUGCUGAAGCCUUCUGGUACAUCUACACGCGUAGUGGGCAUUGCAGACGCGUAAAUACCCGUCAAGAUGUCGACAAUGAUCACCUUUGCGGCGAAUAAUGAGUUCUUCCGAAAGCGCAAACGUGUCCACCGGGCCUGUGAAUCCUGCAAGAAGCGCAGAAGAUGCAGCCACACGUUUGCUGAUGAGGAGACUGGCGGCGGCUCUUUUGAGGGCGGAAACGGAAACUCUACCCAAAGCGGCGACCGGGACGCAGGCCAUCCAUCCUCAGACCCUCAUGCUUUCGCGCAGGCCGGACACCCUCACCACUACGACCCAAGACUUCCCCGUGGGGACGCCCGAAGUCAUGGUAACGCUCAUCCCCACUCCACAAUGCCGCCGCCUCACAGCCCGGCGGAGAGCGCAAGAUCGCCACAGACCCCACCAAACUUUCUGGGCUAUCUGAAUCCUGAAGCUGUUUUGCGAGAACAAGUCCACUCGAAACGAGAUCCUGCGCAGUCACCAAACAUAGCUCCAAUCGGCCAGUGGGUCGAAGAGAGGGAUCAAAGACCAGUGACGGCUCAGCCAAGGUCGGCUUCAGUGCAUAUCAAUGAAACAGGCGUCGACAUCCUUCCACCUCGCAAGAGUCAAGAUGUCCUCCUUGACAUUUACUUUACCUACGUCCACCCCCUCCUUCCACUAGUCGACAAGGAUCUUUUCUACGAACAGUACGGGCAAGGUCGAGAACCUCGUACGUUGCUGCAGUCAAUUUGCAUUGUAGCUUCAAAACACGCCAAUGCCGCAAAGAUCUUGUGCCUGGGCGAUGAUCCGCAGCCACUCAAUCCCCGAGAGUUCUCACAAAGACUGUAUCAGGCCGUCAUCGUCGCUAUUGAGGCAAAACUUGAAAAGAACCGAGUUGUACUUAUUCAAGUUCUAGCCCUCAUAUCUCUCCACUGCGAAGGUCCUGACGGUGCUGAGCAAGCAUCGAUGCACCUAGCACAGGCUAUUCACCAUGCACAUACAUUCGGCUUGCAGUUUGGGCAUCAAUGGAGAAACCAAAGCUCGGAAUCACAAGGCAAUCUGGAAGACGUAUUCUGGUGCUUGUGGAGUCUCGACAAGAUCAACGCGUGCAUGAAUGGCAGGCCAUUACUCAUGCACGAUCGCGACAAUAGUUUGAGACAACUGCCUACAGAUCCAGAGAAGAGGUCAAGUCCGUUUGGAAUCUGGUUACAGAUUUCAGAGAUGCUGGACAAGGUCAUCGACUACUACAGACCAGGUAGUCGCUCAGCAGACGAGACGGGUUGGGAAGACGACUUUCUUGGAUUUGAGGAGAUGGUGGGCGAUGGUGAGGAUAAACUGGAUGGCCCCAUUAUGAGUCUACUAUCUCUGUUCCACCACACCAUGUGUAUGGCUUCGCACAAGUCCCUGUCCAUCAACGCUCCUGUCAAGUCAACACCGUCCUAUGUCCGUCAGAGUCUAUCAGCCACUCGAGUCAUUCAUUUACUCAAUGCCGAGUCUCCUGAGCUGCUGCCACCCCUUCCAAUUGUACCAUAUGCGCUAUCCGUAGCACUCAGUGUAGUCUACAGGCACUUCCGCUCAAGACGACUGAAGGUGCACAUCAAGCGCGCUUCGGAGGAACUGAAGCAAUGCGUGCUUCUCCUUGAUCGCCUCCGAGAUGCAUGGUGGUCUGCAGGCACAAUGGCAGACAUUGGCCGUGCAGUUCUCAGCAAUGCCGCUGGGCAACGGACAAACGCCGUAAAUACGCCUGCGCCCACUGCGCCGGAGCUGCGCCCGAAUGAGCCCAAGACAGAGCCACCCACCCCACAAGCCAACCAUAACGGACCGCACAUGCCUGUCUCGAAUAACCAAUGGCCACCCCAAUCUAUGGAUCAUUCGAUAGAUCCGAGAUUACAGCAGCAGCAGCCUUCUCCAAUGCCCAAUUUGCUCAAUCCCAUGCCAACGCUCACACCAGGGCAACACCCUACGAGCAGUGAGCGUGCGGAUCGGGCACCGAUACCUGCUGCAUUCGGCUUCGCCGAUCAGUCACCAGACUGGUUGAACUUCGAUACCGCCUUUGAGAACUUUGAGGGUCUUCUCGGUAGCUCGGGCGCGGACUUGAGUAACGAGCUAUUCCGACCGCUCAAUUAUGAGACGCUCGAAGGCUUCCUCGAUCCUGCUGCGCAAUAAUACAAUCGGCUCUAGAUAGAGUAGCCCUAAUUAAACUCGGGACAGUACAUUGAAAGCGUUCCUGUAGUCGCUCUUGAGGCCUGCAAAGCCAAAGCAAG